Molecule: messenger RNA, 2176 nt
Organism: Durio zibethinus
Lineage: Eukaryota; Viridiplantae; Streptophyta; Magnoliopsida; Malvales; Malvaceae
Source: RefSeq, a predicted model, not a curated record
GCAAAUCUUUCUCUCUUUUUCCUGUCAUUUCUCGCGUCUCUACAAUCAAAGCAACAGCUACUUAACCAAAACUCUGUUUCAGUUUGAUCUUCUGCUUGCUUAGUUCAAACAAUACGAAGUGAAAAAUACCAAGUAAGAGUCAAAACCCAAUGUUGUUCAAGGUUUUUUAGCCACCUAGACAUUGUUCAACACUUUUAACUCCACCAGGUUAAAAGAAACAGGACGAUGGUUCCUUUUUACUUGCAUUCAGGUUCAAGAUUUUCCAUCUCUUGAUACUAAAGCAACCUUCUUUUUGAUCUGGGUAUUACAGUUCGUACCUUUUUCCCUCUUUUUCUUCUGCUUCUUUGAAGAUAGUGGUCGUUUUUGCUUUUGUUUUUAAUCUGGGCUUCUUUGUUUAGCUGCACUGAAGAGAAGCAUUUGUGCAAGUUAUGUAACGUGAGUUUUCUCAUGGAAAAGAAUUCAGGUGAAAGAAAGGUAAUGGACGACAUGGAUUGUCAAGGUUAUGGCUUGAGGGAUAACCCUAAGAAAUCUUGGAAAUCUUUGGGCUUUGCUGAUGAUGGUACUACUAGUUCAACGCUGAAAUUUCAGUGCAAAGCUUGUGGCAAAGAAUUUGAGUCAAAGAAAGCUUUGUUUGGUCAUAUGAGGCAUCAUUCUGGAAGAGAAAGGAAAAGAGUUGACUGUCAAGAAUGUGGCAGAAAGUUUCAGUCUUUGAAGGCUCUUAAGGGUCAUAUGACGUUACACCCUGUAAAGCUUAGGGUCUCAGGUGAUUCAGGGUUUGGUGGUUCAAGGCAAGAGCUGGCCUUGGAGAGCAUAACAGUGAGGAGAAAGAGAUCAAAAACAAUGAGGUACAAUAAUGCUCCAAAUUCUUCACUUUCUAGCUUGAAUGAAUCUUCUGGUUUGGUUGAAAUUGAUCAAGAAGUGGUAGAUGCUGCUUUAUUUUUGAUAAUGCUGUCUAGGGGUGCAAGGAAUUGGAGUGAAUUCAAUUCUUUUAGGGAGUCUUCCGAUAACGAUUCUGAGAUUAAAUCUUUGCAUCAAAAUAAAGAAAUUAUGCAGAAAGAAAAUGGGAAUCCUUUUCGUGAUUGGGAUAAGUCUUUCCAGAUGAAGAAGCUAGCAAUGUUUAAGUCUGAUUCUGAUGCUUCUGCGUCUAUGAAUGUUGUAUAUGAGAAAAACACAAGUGAAUAUAAAGAAUUGGAUUCUGGGAUUAUAACUGAUAAGGAAAAGAAGGUUGGAUCAGAAGCUCCCAAUGACAUGCUCUGCAGGGGUGUUGAAUUCAAGGUGACUAAGGUGGAUGAUGAAUCUGUAUUUGAAUUGUAUGAUACUGAAAUUGAGGAAAGAAUUUCUGGUGAAAUCAUGAACUUCAGAUCUACUGAAGUAGAACCAGGGCAGGAUUGGAUGGAAGGAUUGGAUUUAGCUGGUUUGGGAUCCACAAAAUCCAGUUCUUGUAAAUAUGCCAUGUUCGAUGCUUGUGAUGCAGAACCAGGAGGAGAUUCUUUGAACAAGCUAAUAAGAACUCCAUUGAAUUCUGAGAUGUCUGAUGAUUCCCAGAAAAAGAACAAAUACAAGUGUAGGAUCUGCAGCAAGACUUUCAAAUCUCAUCAUGCCCUUGGCGGUCAUCAAACAAUCCACAGAAAGAGAAAUAGCUAUGCUAUAGAGGAGAUUGAGAACCGUGAGAAAAUUACUCAGAGUGGCAGUUCUCCUGAAACUGAGGCUAGUUGCAAGCUUGUGAAUGUUGAGUAUGUUGAGAAUUCAGUGGAGAGGGAAUUGAAUGGGGUGACAAGUUAUGGAACAAGGGUGUAUAAGGUGUACAAGUGCGGAAUAUGCUUCAAGGUUUUUGCAUCAGGGCAAGCUCUGGGUGGUCACAAGAGGUCUCACAUCUUGAAAGAACCAGGAACCAGUGACAAACAGCCUGCAAAGCAGCUAAAAUUUUCUGAUAUCUCUGAUGUUACUGAUCUUAAUCUUAAUCUCCCAGUUAUGCACGAUGAAGAGGCUAAUGGUGACAUCGGAUUCAAGUCAUGUCGUGUUGGCAGUGACUGCAAGAGUGAGGCUCUAUUAAGCCUAGUUGCUAACUGAUGAAAGGUGAUGCCAAAUGUUUCAUUUUUCAUUUCCUGGAGAGCACAAUGCAUUGGUGGCUUUUCUUCCAGUUUUCAAUGGUACUUUAUAUUGGAGAAGGACCUUG